AUGCGUGAGCUGUCUUUCCCAGACAACCUUGCACAGUUGGGAGCCGACAAUGACUGGAAAAGUGUAGAACAAGCAAUUGAACCGGGCUUGCGGUGCUUGGUUACUAGUGCUGAAGCAGAAGAGUUGGUUGAUACAGUUCGACUGCGAGUGAAUAAAAUCGAACCUGUUUCUGCCGUUCCUGGCGCCUUUGCCGCUAUACACUUCUUGCUGUGGAGCUCCUCCACGGCAAAAGAUGAUGCGAAGCUCCUGAAAAAGCUACUUUGGGUUGGAUCGGAUCCAGACUUAGCCAGCGGAGGAGCUGCAGGAUGGAAACCGUCUCAUUAUUGCGCAGCGAAAGGCUGGAUUAAUUGUCUGCAAGCCUUAAUCGACGCAGGCAUUGACUUUGAGGCCGAGUCUGCAAGACCCAAAGAAACUCCUGUAGUGGUUGCCACGAGGAACAAGCAAGUUACCGCAUUACAACUUUUGAACGAGAGCAAAUCAGUUGGGAAGAAAUCAUUGGCGCAAUUGUCUUCAGAACAAGCAUGGUUUGCUGUUCUGAAUCGUCUCAGGAGGCGAUUAGUAGCCUUCAACGAUUUCGUGGAAACAGUCGACGGAAUGACUGCAUUACAGUGGGCUGAGUUUCACAAGAGCACUGUUGCAGAGGAGGUUCGGUACUGGUUUAUGAAGUUUCUACCUCCAUGCCGCACUCCAUUAGCAAGCGAAGAGAGCGAAAUGUUGAAACAUUUGCGUGUACUCAUCGAGAAACAACAGCAAGUCAUGAACGACGUUGUGUCCCGUUUGAUCGGACUGGAGGCAAAAUUUCGAGCGUUGGACGUUCUCAGUCAUGGGUCUUCGUCUUCACUGAGUGGAGAAGCCGUGUUAGCCCUGGAAGGAAAACUUGAUUCGUUCGAAACCGCUGUCGUGGAACGUGACGCCGUUUUGCACGCUAACCUUGCUCGAUUGCAAACGCAAAUUGAAGCUUUGAGUGACAAAGUUUUCGAAAAGUAAUGGUGAAAAUUCAAGUGUCGUGCGUCCGAAGGUGCGUGUUGGGCUGUGAAUGUGACCGAAUCCUCACUUGUAGAAUUGUGUUCGAUUAACUGCUGUCUUAUUGAUCCAGUUUGUAAUUCUUAAUGAAGAAUAACAGGGUGAACAGUGA
Notodromas monacha is the source of this 1135-nucleotide messenger RNA. Lineage: Eukaryota; Metazoa; Arthropoda; Ostracoda; Podocopida; Cyprididae. The record is from the annotation of a GenBank genome assembly.